Papilio polytes (common Mormon) is the source of this 1746-nucleotide messenger RNA. RefSeq names its product neuropeptide-like protein 29. The coding region runs from base 1080 to 1370 and encodes 96 amino acids. The transcript is spliced from 2 exons. Lineage: Eukaryota; Metazoa; Arthropoda; Insecta; Lepidoptera; Papilionidae. The record is from RefSeq and is a predicted model, not a curated record.
UUUUAAUGCAAUAGUCCUUAUAUGAGCACGCGCACUUUACCUAAACUUUUGCAAAACUGUUAAGUCUCGCUUUGAUUCCUACGAGAUUAUAUAGGGAAGGACACACUACUCGGUUUUUAGUUAUUUUUAAACAGUUUAAUUGGCUCCGAAACAAUCGACAAUCGCACAAUAGUUUAGUCAAAGGUGUGAUGUCGCUCUUAGAAUCUAGGUGACAUUUAAAAAAAGAAUCACCGUUAAUGUUUUCUAUUUUAAUCUUUUUCCUGUCUACAGUUUAAAGACGUAUUACCAUCGCUUGUUAUGACGUUAAGGGCGCAGUCUCACUAGUCGUUAGCUCCCGUGUGGUGCGUGAGAUUCCUGUUCACGAAUGCAAUAGCCAUACAUGCGAGAACCGUUCAUAUUAGCCUUUAGCUCCCGCAUGCGUUAGGCGAUAGUCAUUUCUUUCCUUAAAGCGAGUGCACACCUUUGAGUAAACUAUCGCAAAAGUAUUGUACGAUUGUCCAUAUAAGCUCUUAGGGAUCAAAGCGCGACUAAACAGUUUUGCGAUAGUUUAGUCUCAGGUGUGCGCGCGCUGCUAUACUAUGCUAUGUUUGCUUUAGACCGAAAGAUCAUUACAUUAGUCGUCCGUUAGUGAUUCCCGCAUACUAUAUAACCAUGAAGUUAUUGACUAAUGGAAUUGCUCCCUAAUGUUAAACGUUUACUAGAAGCUGUACUUAUCACGGUUAGUAAUUUAGUUAACUAUGUGUAUAAUUGGAUUCUUUGAGUAAGGAAUUCAAUACUCUAACCGUAGAUUUACCAGUGUCUUAAAUGUGUUGAGUAAAUCCAUUAAUUUAAAUACCAGUUAAGUUGCACAGUGAGAUGUUAUAUUGAACCAUCAAAUUCUUACUGUCUAAACAACACCAAUUGACGAACAACCCUUUAAUUAUCUAAGAAGUACCAUAACGUUGUCUUGCUAUGGUCUAACACCAUAGAGGUCAUUGACACCGUCAAGGGAGCCGCCGAGCCGUGCCUAGGACGCGGCGGGCAUAUAAAAUGCUGGCCAAUACCAUACGCCAUCAGUCUGCAAAGAUAUUCGCGACAACAUGGCUUUCAAAGGCACUUUUGUAUUUUUCGCGCUACUUUUAGCUGUAACAGCUGCGCCAGCACCUGGAGACGUAGAACAGUUGGAUACUGCAGCUCCUGAAAAGGGAGAUCUGCAAGUCGCCGCGUCCCAUUGGGGCGGACAUUGGGGUGGUUACGGCGGCCAUUGGGGCGACUGGGGAGGAUAUUAUCCAUACUACGGUGGAUAUUAUUCGUAUCCGUUCUACGGCCAUGGGUAUGGAUACGGAUGGCCGUAUGGAUAUUAUGGACAUCAUGGAUAUUGGUGGAAGUAAUAAAUACAUUUGUAGUAGUAAGAAGAUGCCAGUAUUAUUUUUAAGAUCUUAAAAGCGAUACUAAUUUUAUUUACAAAAUAUUUAUUACCAUGACAAGAACAAAUACAAACGAAUUUAGUGAUACUGUAAUAUCGUCUUUUUGUUAUUUUUUUUUUAUAAUUUUCUGAACUUAGAUUUAAAAAGUUAACCAUUUUUUUUAAAUGCUUGCCCAUUGUAUUUAAUUUUUAAAUUAUUUUUAGUUGAAAGUAAGUUAUAGGUAAUACUUUAAUGAUUUCAAAAAUAUAUAAUAAUAAGUACAUAGUUAAAUAGUACACAUAAUACGUAAAUAAUUUAACUGUAAGUAGAUAUAGUAAUAAUAUUAUUAAAAAAUAAACUG